Messenger RNA from Brugia malayi, 2106 nucleotides. RefSeq lists its product as uncharacterized. The record is from RefSeq and is a predicted model, not a curated record. Gene Ontology annotation, cellular component: transcription regulator complex; nucleus. Gene Ontology annotation, biological process: regulation of transcription by RNA polymerase II. The transcript has 14 exons. Gene Ontology annotation, molecular function: DNA binding. Lineage: Eukaryota; Metazoa; Nematoda; Chromadorea; Rhabditida; Onchocercidae. Bases 1 to 2106 code for a protein of 701 amino acids.
AUGCCAACGGUUCAGAUCCAGUCGGUCGUUGGACAGCAUACAGGUGGUACCACUACUACUCUAAGUACUGCCAUUGCUACCGGUGAAACACCAUUAAUUUCAACGUCAGUUUUGGAUGAAGACUUCACUCGUCGCUUGAUUGAAGCUGUGAAAGCACAGCCCUGUUUAUACAAUCCCAGUCAUGAACAUUAUGGGAACAAACAUUCUAGCGCUCAAUACAGAAUUCAAGUGUGGCAGAAGCUACGUGCUGAACUUGGUUUCAAAGAUGACGCACAUGCGUUACAAAUGCAGUGGAAAAGAAUACGUGAUCGGUACGUACGUGAACGGCGGAAGCGACGAAAUGUUGAUUCGGGUGAAAAUAAUCAGGAUUCUCUUAUUACCGGUCGGGAACGUCAUGCAUCAGGUGGUUCUAACUGUUCCACAUCAAGCAGUGUCGCUAAUGUGAACACAUCACUUUCUUCACAACAGUUUACCGAAAUGAUGCGAUGGAUUGAACCAUUUUUAGUUGAUAAUAUGACGAGUAAUGUUCACUCUACAUCUCUUAGUGCACUUGCAAGUUCAAGUAUGCAGCAUCAGCAGAUUCAGAAUAUCACUUCACAACAACCAAACGACAGUCAAGGUCAAAAUGGUAGCACUCUAGCAGUGAUUGCGCCAGCAAGAGUCAGUAAUCCUGGAACAUAUUUAGUACAUUACAACCUUAUAGGUAACGUCAAACAAGAAGCUUCUAAUCAGGGAAUGUCCAUUAGUUCUACAGACGGUAUAACUGUAAGCAGUUACCAACAAACCAAUCAACUUCAAAUGGUAAACACACAAGUUUCAUGUGAAUACAACACUUUGCGAGAUCAUGGAUUGUUGAAUGGGUCGAAUAGUGACAGAAAUACGAAUGCUCUUUCAUCGUCUACCACAGAUAAUGGAAGUCCAUGUUCGUCAACAGCAAGUAGUGAGAUAGACGUUGGAACAGCAACAGCUUCGCAUUCUAGUCAAGUUGUUUUGCAACAGCGGCAGCGACAACCUCUAGCGCAGCACCCGUCCAGUAUGGUAAUGUUGACUACCGUCCAGUCGCAGCAGAUGGCAUCACCUCAGCAGCAGCAACAACAACCCAUUUUGUUACCUAAAGUAGAAUCAAGGUCAAGAGUAGGACAACAGUUACAAACAUCCGAUGGCGGAGUAGUAACAGUUACCGCACGAGGUGUAGCACCGGUGACUAGUGUGAUUAAGAAGGAUGUUAACGUCAGGACAAAUGAUGGCGGUACUGUGACAAUGAUUAUUGAUCCGACAACUUUUUACCAACAUGGGUCGCAAAAAAUGUAUCGGUUAGUAAAUGUGUCAGAAUUGAAUACUGAUGCAGUAUCUACGAAUAACGGCUUGUCGACAGUUUGUGGCGAAUUGAAGAUAGUGGGUAUUCCACAACGUAGAAAACGCGUUGCAGCAAUUAGUGUGCAAGGCAUGUCAAAUGGUCGUGGACAAUUAGGCGACGAAGUUCUGGAUGACGUGGUUUCCGAAAAAACUGUUACUAUCGAUCAAGGAACAAUACCAGGGAAUGAGAAAAUAGUUUUGGAUCAACGACCCGCUACUUUUGCAGGAGGCACAAAUAUCUUGGGUCAUAGCGUGCAACAGCAACAGUUACACCAACAACAGACUCCGAACAGCUCGCAUUCACAUCCAGGAAUCUCUGUUUCACCGCAUCGUACCACUAUAUUGACAGCACCUCAUGCUGCUCAGUUAGGGUUGCCACAGAAUUCUUCGAUACCGUUGCGACAGCAGGCUGGGCAUCGAUUCGUGACACAAGCUGUUUUAGUAGAACAUCCGCACUAUGCUGUAUUACCAAGCCAGUCAUUGCAAGAAGAACAUGACGCUAAUCUUGCAUUUGCCAAUUCAAUAGCUAAUUAUUUGUCAAGGUUAAAUGAGGAUGAGAAGGCAGUGGCGAAAAUGAAUAUUCAACGCAUACUUAUGGAUGCACGAUUUGGUUUGGGUGCUUGCGCACGAAUGAUCCAUGAUGAAGAAUUGAAUGAAGCUGCUGUUGCUGCUGCUGUGGUGAGCUCCGCUUCCCAUGAUGUUGGUUCGACACGACAGCAUGUUGAUGGUACGUCACAACGACUAAAUUGA